This is a messenger RNA of Rhodamnia argentea, 1714 nucleotides long. Its product is annotated as probable receptor-like protein kinase At1g33260. The transcript is spliced from 2 exons. Gene Ontology annotation, biological process: protein phosphorylation. The coding region runs from base 299 to 1702 and encodes 467 amino acids. NCBI's taxonomy places the organism in Eukaryota, Viridiplantae, Streptophyta, Magnoliopsida, Myrtales, Myrtaceae. Gene Ontology annotation, cellular component: plasma membrane. Gene Ontology annotation, molecular function: protein kinase activity; ATP binding. The record is from RefSeq and is a predicted model, not a curated record.
UUUUUUUUUUUUUUUUUGCCCGUUUCCUUUUUCAAUAUGUCCUUCCAGGUUCUUUCCUCUUUGCCUAAGUCUCAAGGAACAAAUGGCAAUUAGUGAUGCGAUUAAACGUGGGUCCGAUGAUGUCCCGAACCGGUGCGGGGGCUCUCAUAUGUUGUUGUGGGAAGAAGCCUGAUGAGUCCUUGAGCCCUCUAGAAGGAAAAAGCCGGGGAAGCUUGACCUUCAACCCUCUCUCCCCGUAAGAGCAGAAUCGGAAGGGACGCUCCUCCCACUCUCCGUGUCUCGAUUCUCUGCCUCCUCCAUGGCUCUCUCCGCCGUCGACGACCCGACCGAGGUGGCGGUCGUUGAGCGGGACCCGCCUUUGCUAAGACGGGGUCCUUUCCUCAGUGGUUGUUGCCGCUCCCCCUCGCCUACCUCCUCCGCCGCCAUUUUCUUCUUCCUCCUCUCUCUCCAGCCCGCCGCCAUUUACGGCACCGACGCGCCCGGAACGCCGGCGAGGAAGGAAGCCCACUUCGACCCACGAGUUGCCGCCCCUCUCAUCGCCGUAUUCUCUCUCCUCGGUCUGGGCCUCGCGAUGGGCGUGCUCACGCUCCUCCAUCUCUGGCUCCGUCGCGGAUCCAACGGAGCCGUCGUCGCCGGCGCUGAAGAUCAAGAACGCGGCGACGUUGGGAACGGCGGAGGCCCGAACGGUGUCGUCGGGAAGAGCGGGGCCAACAAAAGCGAGGGUGGGGAUGGGUGCUGUGCGAAGAAGUACAGGUGGGAGGAGGUGCAGGGGAUGACGAUGGAGUUCUCGCGGGCGAUCGGAUCCGGCGGGUUCAGCACCGUCUACUUGGCCACGUUGGACGGCUCCUCCGAUUGUGGCCUCGCGGCGGUUAAGGUCCAGUGCGGCUUUGGCGAGCGGCUGAGCCUGGCGUUCAAGCAGGAGCUGGAGAUUCUGCUCCGCCUCCGCCAUGAGAACAUCGUGAAGCUUCUCGGAUACUGUGACGACAGAGAUGCAGGAGCACUAGUGUUUGAAUACGUCCCAAGUGGAAAUCUCCAAGAGAAGCUUCAUGGCAACCAUCUACGGAGAGCCACCGUCCUCCCGUGGAGCCACCGGGUGUCGAUCGCCUUCCAACUCGCGCAGGCGAUCGAGUACCUGCACGAGAAAUGCGCCCUCCAAAUCGUUCACGGCGACGUCAAGUCGUCCAAUGUGCUGCUCGACGAGGACCUCAAUUGCAAGCUCUGCGACUUUGGGUCCGCGAAGAUGGGUUUCUCGUCUCUGGUCCUUCCGCCUUCCUCCUCGUCCCCGCGGUGGAAGCAGAUCAUGAUGGGAUCCCCCGGGUACACGGACCCUCACUACCUCAGGACGGGGAUCGCGUCGAAGAAGAACGACAUCUAUAGCUACGGGGUCGUAGUCCUCGAGCUCGUCACGGGGAUGGAGGCCUUCUGCGAGGAGAGAGGGCUAAUGCUGACGUCGAUCGCGGCGAGUUUGCUUGGGGAGGAAGGCGAGAUCGGCGCGGGGAGAGCGGCGGAGAUGGUGGAUCCGCGGUUGAGCGGGAAAUUCGAGAUAGAGGAGGUUAAGGCCAUGGUCGACGUAGCAAGAUUGUGCAUGCAGCAGACGCACACGCUCCGGCCCUCAGCUACGCACGUCUUGGAGUUUUUCAGGGAGAGGAUCCCGUCGGCGGCGUCCAAGCCGGGGCCGGAGAAGAAGUGUUUGAGAACUUGACGGUUUAGGACA